UUUCAGCCAUCUUCCCAUGUCCAUACAUACCACUACACCCCGCAUAGAUGCAACCACUGUCAUCCGUCAAGCCACACUGAUAUGGGACAUGCGACCCAAAUGCUUUCCCCAGCUCUGUUGUAAAAGCAGAGUGCGGGCCUGCCGAUAUUGUCGCCCACCAGUCGCGCAAUUUAGUAUCUGUGUCGGCACCCAAGUAUGCUGUGGGUGUUGUCUCCCACUCGGCACUCGUAUUACAGACUCCUCGUGGAGAUAGCUGAGCUGUCGCUAUCGACAGCAAGGCGAAACGUAGGAGUGUUACCCUAAACAUCGUCGCGCAUCUGAGCAGAAGCACGAAUCCGGGACUAUGGCUUCUACCAAACGUGGUAAUGAAGAAAAUGGCAAGGCCUAUAACAACUACGGCAGCCGCGCAUAUGUUUAUGCGAUUAUCGGGAAACCCGUAAGUUGGGGCUAUAUUUACGAGCAUUCGUAUAGAUACCUUUUUCGUGAUGGUUCCACCCAACAGCUUUGGGGAGCGCUCCACACAGCCUCGAGGAAGCGCUCAGCCCCUGAUGGCCUCGUAGUAGGCGAAUCACAUCCAUGGCGAGCCGAGCGGCGUUCCACAGGUCCUGUCGAGUCCAGCCUGGUCGCCACCUUGAAAUCUGCGGUACGAGGACAAUUUGUGGAGCGCAUUCUUGUGGGAAGCGUCAUAGCUGUUCAUAACACCAAAAGUUACGAAGGACUCGCUGAAAUGAAGAAGAGAGACUACGUCGAAGCGCGGCACUACAGACAACGAGACGGCAUAUUCGUGUUCGUGCCGAGCAAAUACGAGCUUCGAGCAGCCACUUCUCUUGGCCUUUCCUAGGGUUCUGUUACGUGGGGGCUGUGGGUCAGAAUCAUCUUGAUUGGCCUGUUGGGGUCAUAAGCCACGAGUGUCAUCUCUUCCAUUCUCCAUGCGGAAUGAGGAGGUAGGUGAUUGCUGAAG
This is a messenger RNA of Paraphaeosphaeria sporulosa, 961 nucleotides long. RefSeq lists its product as uncharacterized. The record is from RefSeq and is a predicted model, not a curated record. The transcript has a single exon. The coding region runs from base 344 to 841 and encodes 165 amino acids. NCBI's taxonomy places the organism in Eukaryota, Fungi, Ascomycota, Dothideomycetes, Pleosporales, Didymosphaeriaceae.